Messenger RNA from Hemisphaericaspora subhashii, 687 nucleotides. RefSeq lists its product as uncharacterized. The transcript has a single exon. The coding region runs from base 1 to 687 and encodes 228 amino acids. The record is from RefSeq and is a predicted model, not a curated record. NCBI's taxonomy places the organism in Eukaryota, Fungi, Ascomycota, Pichiomycetes, Serinales, Debaryomycetaceae.
AUGUCCCUCAGGUUCCUCGAUAUUUGCUUUGAUGAUACCAAGACGUGGCUAUUAAAACAUCAACAAGUAUCAGCCUCUGAAUAUCAUUUAUUUGGACAUAGCGAAGAAGAAUGCUAUUCAACGGAAAGGAGGGAUAAUGUGAGGCGCUUGCUCUUGAAGAAUCCGGCGCAGUUUUGGAUUGAGCAAGAACUCGCCAAAUUUAAAAACUUGAAAAGUAUUAAGAUUGUUGACCCACCUAUAUUCAGUUUGCCAAACAAAAUUGUUGUUGAAGAAUUGCUUUUGAGACUCAAUGUUGAAACUUCGCUAAAUGAAGUUCUAUCUGGUUUUGAUAUUCGGAAAAUUAAAAAAAUGCUGAUAAUUGGUUGUACUAAUCUUAUGCUAGAAAGGAUGCUCCCAAUGGCUGCAAAAUUGGAUUCGCUUCAUUUAUUAGAGAUCGGCUUUCUGGGCAAAUACUGUUUACGGUCCAAUGCAAUUGAACUGUGGUACAGUUUCAUUAGGUCUUUGAAAAGAAACACGUUAAAGGGAAUUUAUUUCGGGUAUCUUGGCGAUGUCAAGACAAGUAUAUUUCACGAGAAUAUAUCGCAUCAUGUUCAAUCUUUGAAAAUUCUAAGCUUUUCGUCAAUGGAGCAAUUGGGGUUUCCAAGCGGAAUUCCAAAACGAACUGAGUGUUAUUCUUCACCAUUGUAG